Molecule: messenger RNA, 720 nt
Organism: Propithecus coquereli (Coquerel's sifaka)
Lineage: Eukaryota; Metazoa; Chordata; Mammalia; Primates; Indriidae
Product: neuromodulin-like
Biological process (GO): regulation of growth; tissue regeneration; axon regeneration
Cellular component (GO): cytoplasm; postsynaptic density; plasma membrane
Molecular function (GO): phosphatidylinositol phosphate binding; lysophosphatidic acid binding; calmodulin binding
Source: RefSeq, a predicted model, not a curated record
AUGCUGUGCUGUAUGAGAAGAACCAAACAGGUUGAAAAGAAUGAUGAAGACCAAAAGAUUGAACAAGAUGGUAUCAAACCAGAAGAUAAAGCUCAUAAGGCCGCGACCAAAAUUCAGGCUAGCUUCCGUGGACACAUAACGAGGAAAAAGCUCAAAGGAGAGAAGAAGGGUGAUGAAGCCGCUGAGGCUGACGCGAAUGAGAAGAAGGAGGAAGCCCCUGUUGCUGAUGGGGCGGAGAAGAAGGGAGAAGGCGCUGCUACCACGGAGGCGGCCCCCGCCACUGGCCCUAAGCCCGAUGAGACCGGCAAGGCAGGAGAAGCUCCUUCCGAGGAGAAGGGGGAGGGUGCCCCCGAUGCUGCCACAGAGCACGCAGCACCCCAGGCUCCUGCACCCUCAGAGGAGAAGGCCGGCUCAGCUGAGACAGAAAGUGCCACUAAAGCUUCCACUGAUAACUCGCCGUCCUCCAAGGCGGAAGAUGCCCCAGCCAAAGAGGAGCCUAAACAAGCCGAUGUGCCUACUGCUGUCACUGCUGCUUCUGCCACCACCCCUGCUGCAGAGGAUGCUGCUGCCAAGGCAACAGCCCAGCCUCCCCCGGAGACUGCAGAGAGCAGCCAAGCUGAAGAGAAGAUAGAAGCUGUAGAUGAAACCAAACCUAAGGAAAGUGCCCAGCAGGAUGAGGGUCAAGAAGAAGAACGCGAGGCUGACCAAGAACAUGCCUGA